This is a messenger RNA of Racocetra persica, 219 nucleotides long. The record is from the annotation of a GenBank genome assembly. NCBI's taxonomy places the organism in Eukaryota, Fungi, Glomeromycota, Glomeromycetes, Diversisporales, Gigasporaceae.
AUGUUUUCUAACAAACGAAAAGAAAAAACUACUCUUAGCAAUCAACAAAGAAAAAAUAUUAUUGCAUUUAAAGAAAAACAUCCAAGUAUCAGCCAUAUUGAUCUCGUCACUUGGGUAAAAGAUAAUAUGGGCUUUGAAGUUCAUCCCUCUACUAUCGGGCAUUUAAUAAAAAAUAAGGAUAAUAUUAGAGAUAACUUAAAUACAAAAAGACAAAAAACG